This is a messenger RNA of Aegilops tauschii subsp. strangulata, 1437 nucleotides long. The record is from RefSeq and is a predicted model, not a curated record. NCBI's taxonomy places the organism in Eukaryota, Viridiplantae, Streptophyta, Magnoliopsida, Poales, Poaceae.
AUGUGCACUGAAAUGUCACAUGCUAUUGGGAAGCUCGUAGUGGGCUUAGGGAAGCUUGACGAGGGGCAACCUGGAUCAAGCAAGAACAUAGACAAUAACCCACAGCCAAGUGAACAUACUAGUUCUCGGAGGAAGCGAGCAACACCUAGAGUGAUUGAACACAGCUCAAGUGAGGAUGAGGAAUCAUUCAAGUCAGACGAAGAGAGCGAGGAUGAGGACGACGACGAAGACAAUGAAUUAGAACCAGACAGCGAAAACAAGGACAAUAGUGGCAAGGACAUCGGCAAUGUGCAAGGAGGGAACGACAGUGCCCCACAAGUUGAUGAGGAAGAGGUAAACAAGGCUGAUGUGCCGGAAAGCGAGGCAGCUCAAGAUGAUGAGACAGAGAAAGUUGUUGAAGAUGAGGACAGUGAGGACCAUGUUGAGAAGGGUAGAGGCAAGAAAAACGAUGAUGGAAAUGGAGGCGAUGAGGACCAUGGCGGAGGAGCCAAUACAGGAGGUUCCAGCAGGACAAACAAUUCUGGUGGAGAUGAAGGAGGAGGAAGUUCAAGCAGCAGUAGGGAUGAAGACUCUGGAUCAAAUUUCUUUAUCAAGCAGAAUGACAGCAAACAGCAAGCAGCAGAUGCUGCAGAAACAUUUUCACUUAUAGAUAUUGUCAAGAUGGAGUUCAAGAAGCAGUGGGACCCUUUUCAAAAGGAACUUGAAUUGCCACAAGUGUUUGAUGGGCGGAAACCCCACUUAUAUGCGAGGACAUUAUUCGUUUAUGGAAUAAAUCUGCCGCAAGCAUUUUCUAAGAAACAUUUACUAUCAAUUGCACCAAGGAAGCAAAAGAGAGUGUCGUUCAACCUGGACCCAAACCGUGUUGCAGUUGCAGAAAGGAUGCAACCAAAGGCACUGACACCAUCACUCAAACAUAGAGGCCAAACUGGAAAAGUUCAACAGGCAACUAUGUUGGCUAACAAGGCAAGUCAAGCAAAAUGUCAGGCAACUUACAGUGUUCAGAAGCCGGUUGAGCAAGGCUGCAAACUUGGCACUAUCAAACAAGCAAGUUCAAUGGGGAAGUUGCCAACCACAGGAGAGAAGUUGCUUGAUGAGAACCGACACAUUGACAACUUUCCAGACCCUGGUACAAAACAACAAGGCCAACUGGAUGUGUUGCCUAGGUCUAUCGUUAAGUUGUCUGCCCAGAGUCCUCAGGUUGAUCCUGUGCAAAAGAAUGAUCCAAAACAACCAGUGCCUUUCGAGAUGUUGCCCAACAAUGUUAUUGAGUUGCCUGCAAGGAGCCAGCAACCUGCCACCUCACACACGACUGAUGGAAUAAGACCAGUGCCAGAGGAGAAGUUGCCUAGCCAUGUUGCUGUUUUGGCUGCAAGGCCCCCUCAGCUUGCCAAUUCAACUACAAUGGCUGGGAAACAAACAGUGCAACUACCCAACUAG